AUGGUCAUCACCCUCAAGCAGGAGCUGAUCAUGAACAGCUUUAAGACCAUCGACGGCCGCGGUGCUGACGUUCACAUCGCCAACGGCGCCUGCAUCACGAUCCAGUUCGUGACCAACGUGAUCAUCCACGGCCUCCACAUCCACGACUGCAAGCGCACCGGCAACGCCAUGGUCCGCAGCUCGCCAUCCCACUAUGGGUGGCGAACCAUGGCCGAUGGAGACGCCAUCUCCAUCUUCGGCUCCAGCCACGUCUGGGUCGACCACAAUUCCCUCUCCAACUGCGCUGACGGCCUCGUGGACGCCAUCAUGGGCUCCACUGCCGUCACCAUCUCCAACAACUACUUUACCCACCACAACGAGGUUGGUAACCCCAUCUGCCUUCCUCGCUCAUUGAGAUCUCUAGUUUUUUCUCUCUCAGGCUGCUUGCUGAUCCGUGAUAACAAUCUCUGCGUGCUGCAGGUGAUGUUGCUGGGCCACAGCGACUCCUACGAGAAGGACAAGUCGAUGCAGGUUACCAUCGCCUUCAACCAUUUCGGCGAGGGCCUUAUCCAAAGAAUGCCCAGGUACUACUACUAACUCUUCUGGAUUCACUAGAGUCUUACCCUAAAAUACGAACGAACGAACGAAACUUUCUGCCUGCCUGCCUGACUGCCUGACUGACAUAUGGGCAUCGAAUCGAAAUGGGGGCGAUGCGCGUACAGAUGCAGACAUGGCUACUUCCACGUGGUGAACAACGACUACACUCACUGGGAGAUGUACGCCAUCGGCGGCAGCGCCAACCCGACCAUCAACAGCCAGGGCAACAGAUACCUCGCUCCGACGAACCCGUUCGCCAAGGAGGUAUGCGCACCCCUCUCGCUCCCCCCGGCGGCGCCGCCUCUCUCCUCUGCUCUAAAAACCCUCACCACCACCUCUUCUUUCUCUGCGCAGGUGACCAAGAGGGUCGACACGCCGUCGGCGGCAUGGAAGGGCUGGAACUGGCGGUCGGAGGGCGACCUCCUAUUGAACGGGGCCUACUUCACGCCCUCCGGAGCAGGCGCUUCCGGCAGCUACUCGAGGGCGUCCAGCCUCGGCGCCAAGUCCUCCGCCAUGGUGGGCUCCAUCACCUCGUCGGCGGGUGUCCUCGCCUGCCAGCGGAAUUCCCACUGCUAG
This is a messenger RNA of Spirodela intermedia, 1152 nucleotides long. NCBI's taxonomy places the organism in Eukaryota, Viridiplantae, Streptophyta, Magnoliopsida, Alismatales, Araceae. The record is from the annotation of a GenBank genome assembly.